This is a messenger RNA of Rhopilema esculentum, 2870 nucleotides long. Its product is annotated as lysosomal acid phosphatase. The record is from RefSeq and is a predicted model, not a curated record. Gene Ontology annotation, molecular function: phosphatase activity. Gene Ontology annotation, biological process: dephosphorylation. Lineage: Eukaryota; Metazoa; Cnidaria; Scyphozoa; Rhizostomeae; Rhizostomatidae.
GCUACCUGUACCUGCGCAUCAUGUACAUUUUAUUUAUAAUUGUAAGAACCAAUAAUUAUUCUUUCAACACAGUUCUCCCGAGAAAAAUGUGCAACUCUGAAUUUUCCUUAAAAAAACCCUGACCCCAGUAAUUAUGAGUAGACAUUUCGGAAUCAAAAGUUUCUUCAGAAAUGUAGCUUUGAUAAAUUCCUCUUUAUUAUUGAAAAAGAAACUACUAGAUUUAAACUGUAAAUUUUUACUGUAUGUAAAAAAACUACUAAUGCGCAGGGAUACCCCGUGAAAAGAUGAAAGAACAAGUUUCUUAUCAGUGGUUUUACGGAGUUUGGACUAAAGCUGUUGGAGAUCAUCAGGUGAUGGAGGAUGGCUGAGAACAUGGCGAAUACGCUGAAAUUUUGUCUUGAAAUCCUCGUCAUUUUCUUAUGUUUGAUAUCGAAUUUUUGCUUUGGUGAAAAGAGCCUUCUUCAAGCUCAUGUCCUUUACCGUCACGGAGACAGAUCUCCUGUACUAAUAUUUCCCACUGACAAGCAUAAAGAUUUUUGGCCUGAUGGACCAGGAAGGUUGACACAGAAAGGGAUGCAAAUGGAAUUUGAACUUGGAAAGUUUUUGAGAAACCGUUAUGUCAGUGAUGAGAAAUUUGUUAGUUCAUUUUAUUUGCACAAGGAGGUUUACUGUAAAAGCUCAGAUUCUGAAAGAUGCCUUAUGAGUGCAGAAUCACAGAUGGCGGGGCUAUACCCACCAAGAGAUUGGCAGGUCUGGAACAAAAAUAUUUCUUGGCAGCCAAUACCAGUUCACACAGUCCCAGGUGACAAAGAUCCUCUGCUACGACCAUGGGAUGCUAUUUGCCCAAGAUUAUCAGAGUUAAAGAGGGAAAAGAAGCAAAAUAAAGAAUAUAUUGUUAUGGAAGAAUACCAAAAGGGUUUUCUGGAAAAGCUGGAAAAAAACACUGGGUUAUCAGCGUUGGAUUUAACUAGUAUUUGGAGUAUCAGAGACACCCUGUUUGUGGAGAAGUCACAUAACCUGUCGUGGCCUAGCUGGGUGACUGACGGUGUUUGGAAUAAUUUGAAUUUCUUGUAUUUUUGGGGAUUCAAAUACAUGUUUACAGGAAACGAUGAGUUCAGCCGUCUUAGUGGGGGGUCUUUGAUAAAGUCGAUUAUUGCCAAUAUGGAGGCAAAAAGCAAGGGAAAAACUGAAACGUUCAAGCUUAACAUUUAUUCAGCACAUGACACCACUAUCUUGGCGCUGCUUGGCAGCCUCGGUUUGUACAAUGCAACAGACAUCCCCUAUGCAUCUGCCGUUCUAGUAGAGCUGUACGAAGAUUCAGGAAAGUACAGUGUAGAGUUAUAUUACCGAAACUCGACUGCAGUAGGACCAUACCAGCUUCACCUUUCCAACUGUGAAAAGCAAUGUGAACUUGGAAAAUUCGUGAGUUUAUUACAAAGCCGUGUCCCAAAAGACUAUGGUAAAGAAUGUGGAAACAUUAAAGAUGUCAAGAAAGUAAAGUCAUAUAUGAGCCUGGUGAUUGGCUUGGCAAUAGUCUCUGGUGUUCUGCUACUUGUGGUGAUCGCUAUAUUGAUACAGCACACUGAGGAGAAAAGAAAAGCAAGAAACAGUGGUUAUUUACUCGGGGGUGAUGGUCUCAAUGAAGACGAUAGCCAUGACAAUCUUUUGACUGCUUAAUUCUAUUUCCUUGAUAUUUUCCUUGCAUUAAAUUCCGCUGAUUAAACCUUUAAGGAUCUUGCGCAACCGGCAUGCUCAGCGGCAACUGUCUUGAGAAAUUGACUGUGUUUUGGUGUUUUCAUGCGACACCAUAUUAGGCCGGUUUUUGAAAUAUAGUCGCAAAGCAUGCCGGUUGCGCAAGAGUCUUAAAUGCAAUUACCAAGCGUGAUACCUAGGCGCUUUUUGAUUGAACAGUAGCUGAUUGGCAGAUUGCAUAACUCGUAUUUGUAUCUGUCUUUUGCCGUUUAUAUAUCUUUAGAAGCCAUUUAAACCAAUUUUUAAAAGAAACAAGCUGCACGAAACUCUAGAAUCAUCGACCCCACUGCCUCAGGUCAACUGCCUUAGGCCAUCUAACUAUAGUAUUAUAUGUUUACAAGAACUUGAACUGAUUGCGCUCCAUGUUACCCUUCUGGAAUACAAUGCACUAUAUUUUUGGAGCUUGAUGUAAAAUUUCAAACGAAAAAAGGAAUCUUGUAUCUUUAUUACAGAGAACACCCCACUCCAAGCCACUUGCGGUAGCAGAUAUUAAUAUGCAAUAAGAUUCUUGCCACUUUGCGUAGUCGAAUGAUUCGGUUCGAGGCUGAACACAAACAAAUGAUUGAAUCAUGUCAAUUAACCUCUGACUCUAUAGAAAGCAAAAUAUAUAUACGAUAUAUAAACGAAAUGAUGUAUAUAUAAACGAAAGCAAGGUUAACAUAUUAAUUAAGCUUCAUAAUUUAUGAAAUGUAGUCUAACUAAAUUCCUUCAAAGCCUACUAGCUUAAAUUUGCUGUUUUUGUAAGUAUUGUUAAGUUUGAUUUCGCUGAAGCCCAAGGCUCGUUUCUUCCAAUGGAAAUGGCUGUAUAUAAUUCAAAGUAAUUGAUAACUUAUUUCUAAUGACCCACAGGUGACACAGCAGCUAGUAAAUUGUUUCGAGUGAUAAAAUUGUUUCUUUUUUCUAUUUAGUAUGCUUCUAACUGUUGUAAACACCUAACUGCUUCUGGGAUUCAUUUUUUUAUAGAAGAAUUUUUGACAUCCACUCCUAUAUAAACUUAACUGAUUUUCAGACUAAAACUUUUGUUUGUACUCCUCCAAUUUAAUCGUAUAUUCGUCAAUUUGGUAGUUAAUAGUAGGAAACAUAAAUUUUUGAUUUUCUAAAUUACACAUGCAGUCACA